AUGAUAGGUGUCGGUAAUGUGGGCGAAAAAUUGACCUCUUAUGAAGACGGCUCUACUUUUUUGACAAGGGAUGGUGGAAACACCUGGAAAGAAAUCAAAAAAGGUAGGUAUAUGUGGGAAUAUGGUGAUAGAGGUACAAUUCUUAUCCUUGUUAAGGCAGACGAGCCCACAAACUCAUUAUCAUAUUCUUUGGACGAGGGCAAUAAGUGGCACGACUACAAAUUUGCAGAGGAUCCUAUUCACGUCUUGGAUUUAGCGACCGUUCCUUCGGAUACUUCUCGCAAGUUCCUUAUAUUUGGAACUACAAAGUCCCAUAAACGGACUCUACUCUCAUACUCCAUCGAUUUCACUAAUAUUCAUAAGCGUCAGUGUCAAAUUGAUUUGGAUAAUCCUGACAGUGACGACUUUGAGUAUUGGUCGCCCAAUCACCCAGAGAGUGCCGACAAAUGUCUAUUUGGUCACGAAGCAAAAUACCUUCGUCGUGCAGAGGGCCACAAUGAUUGUUUCAUUGGCAGUGCCCCAUUGAAAGAGGGAUUCAAAAUGGUCAGAAAUUGUAGCUGUACAAGGCGAGAUUUCGAGUGUGACUACAACUAUUUCAUGGAUACAGAUAAAACCUGUAAACUUGUUCCAGGAUUGUCGCCUUCCGAUCGGAAGAAGGAUAUGUGUCUGAAGGAGAAUGCGUUUGAGUACACCGAAACCACUGGAUAUCGGAAAAUUCCUAUAUCAACUUGUGAGGGCGGUAAAAGAUUUGAUGGAUGGCAAGCUCAUCCUUGUCCUGGAAAGGAAAAGGAAUACAACAAACACUAUGGAAAAGAGCUUACUGGAGGCAAUUUAUUUGCUAUAUUGUUUGUACCUUUGGCAGUGUUCUUCUUCGCAACUUGGAUUGUGUACGAUAGGGGUAUUCGUCGAAAUGGAGGGCUUAAAAGGCUCGGACAAAUUAGACUAGACGCUGAUGAUGACGACUUUCAACCUAUCGAAAACAAUCAGCUUGACAAAGUUGUGAACACCAUUGUUCGUGGUGGAAUAAUUGUAGUCGCAGGAGCGAUUGCAACUUUCAAGACUCUUCGCAAGUUCGACAGAUUCUUAUUUGAUAAGGUCACUUUCCUGUUGUUUUCGAGGAGACCUAGUGGACGCAAUUUUGUACGGAUCCCUGAUGCAGAGGACGAAGAUGAAUUGUUCGGGGAAUUUAGAGACAACUACGAAGAGGAAUUGGAAGAGGGCAUCGAUGUCAACUUUAACCAGGACGAUCACGACACUCCACCAGUAGAGCUGGAAGUUACCGAACACGAAGUUACCAACCCCGACACAAGACUCUUUGACAUUGAUGAUCCCUCCGAUGAGGAAAGAAGUGAGAGUACAACGGCGUAA
This is a messenger RNA of Meyerozyma guilliermondii ATCC 6260, 1368 nucleotides long. RefSeq lists its product as uncharacterized. NCBI's taxonomy places the organism in Eukaryota, Fungi, Ascomycota, Pichiomycetes, Serinales, Debaryomycetaceae. Gene Ontology annotation, cellular component: membrane; Golgi apparatus. The record is from RefSeq and is a predicted model, not a curated record. Bases 1 to 1368 code for a protein of 455 amino acids. Gene Ontology annotation, biological process: Golgi to endosome transport; Golgi to vacuole transport; protein targeting to vacuole. The transcript has a single exon.